Exophiala oligosperma is the source of this 1721-nucleotide messenger RNA. RefSeq lists its product as uncharacterized. The coding region runs from base 1 to 1530 and encodes 509 amino acids. Gene Ontology annotation, cellular component: membrane. Gene Ontology annotation, biological process: metal ion transport; transmembrane transport. The transcript has 2 exons. NCBI's taxonomy places the organism in Eukaryota, Fungi, Ascomycota, Eurotiomycetes, Chaetothyriales, Herpotrichiellaceae. The record is from RefSeq and is a predicted model, not a curated record. Gene Ontology annotation, molecular function: cobalt ion binding; magnesium ion binding; magnesium ion transmembrane transporter activity.
AUGGUCAUCUUCACUCUACUAAUGCAGAGACCAUAUCUCGACCAGAUCAAGGAACGAACCGCGAAGGCGCCACACCUAUAUCACGUUCUCCACCUUUUACAACAUCAACAUCCCUGGGCCUCUGAAGCAGAACUGAUCGACUGGGAGCCCAAUGGAAUCCUCCGGGCAGAAAAAUAUGUCUCAGCCAACGACCUUCGUGCCGCUGUAAGAGACAGUACAUUCCAACCUGCCCUACGUUACCUCAUACUCGAGAAUGUAUCGCCGGAUUUGGUCGAAGUUGUUGGCUCCGAAUACGACAUUGACCAAGAGUUCUGGGUCGACCAUGCGUUGGAAUGCCGACCGAACCAACGGGUAUCGUCGAUGCUACAGUCAGUGGCGACGGAGGCGCCUUUUUUUCACGUAGACUAUGCGCGAAAUCAUCGGACCGUGGACCUGCACCUCUUCGACGACGACGACGACGACGAUGAUGAUCAAGUGGAAAAGCACAGGUCCGAGCUGAAAGCGUACCUCGGCGCCGGGCGACCCCAUUACUUCAGGCGAGAAUUCAACAUCCGGCCGGAUAUGCAGGGCUUUCAGCUGCGUGAGCGCGUGUCUGUGUACGUGAAGAGUCUGGGUCAAGAUCGAUGGCUAGUACUCUUUUUACUCGAUCCCCCACUCACUCCUUUCCAACCUUCUCAUUUCAUGGGGAGUGUUCGAUUCCCGCCAGCGACCACCUGGCAAAGCAGGAUCUUACCGACCGAAGGCGGUCUCGGCCUCCGUGAACAAUUGGCGCACCAUCUCAAGCGUGGAAACCCCCUUUCUCCUCUGGUCGGCCAUCCAUUGAGCUCUGUUCUGUUGGUAUUCAUGUAUGUUGCCCUCGUCUGGAAAGACAUCCUCAACAGAUUACGGAUCAUGCUGGAACGGGAGGCUUUGAUCGGCGUCAAUCCUCUAGGACCCGGCUUGCAGGUCCUCGAACGCCUGCACGAAGCUCGCGUGAACCUCAACUAUGCAAUCACGGCUAUCAAAAAUGCGAUCAUCUACCUCGGGCAUCGUGGGGCGUACCCUUGGCCUACGUUGGGCAUAUCUGCUAGACCGGAGCCGGAGCUGGCUGUCAAAAUCCAGGCGCUGGAGCUGGACUUCCGACAGCUGCUGGCAGAGGCAGAGGGGCUGGGAGUGCUCGUGCAACAGUCCUUCAACACUCUGAUGAGCACCCUGUCCUUCCAAGAGACCCAGAGUAGCGCAAAGACCGGAGAAGUGGCACUUCAGCAGAGUACGUCCAUGGCACGGCUCACGGUCUUGGCCUUUGUGUACGUGCCUUUGGGGUUUGUGUGCGGCGUAUUUGGGAUGAACAUCCAAGAGAUCAACGGGACAGGAGAUCCACUCUGGGUCUUCUUCGUCGUGCUUGUCAGCUUGGUUGUAGCGACACUCGUAGUGGCCGUGAUGUUCUCGAAGCUAUCGAGCCAGUCCGUCAGGACGAAACUGGCCGAAGCGUGGCGGCGAGGUAAGCUACGUAGAAUGAGGCACGCAGACAAAAAAUACCCUGAAGUGUGAAAGUCGCCUCAUGGGCUGGGUAUUUGAUCGGGAAAGAAGCCAUGUUAACACUUGGUUGAUAAUUGAGAGGAGGUAAAGGGCUCAAACUUGCCCUGGUGUGUAAGUUGAGACCUGAAGAACAACACGGCUGUUUGCUCAAGGCGCUGGAAGUCCUUGACAAACCUCAGGUUGACAGCCACAUACAACAAAUG